This is a messenger RNA of Cyprinodon tularosa, 2088 nucleotides long. RefSeq names its product proline rich Gla (G-carboxyglutamic acid) 4 (transmembrane) (gene prrg4). Gene Ontology annotation, molecular function: calcium ion binding. Lineage: Eukaryota; Metazoa; Chordata; Actinopteri; Cyprinodontiformes; Cyprinodontidae. Gene Ontology annotation, cellular component: extracellular region. Bases 403 to 1053 code for a protein of 216 amino acids. The transcript is spliced from 6 exons. The record is from RefSeq and is a predicted model, not a curated record.
UUACAGGUGGAAGUUUAGGAGGAGCUACGGGAACCUGCUCAGCCGGGAGGACGCCAAAGUUCCUGCUAUUUAGCUCCUGAUCCAGUUUCACCAUAAACCGCUGUGUUUAUCUACAGUUAACGAGUCGGAAUCCAAUUCUGAACAGGAAAGAGAAAAAACAACUAUAGAUCUAAGCGUUAAAAUCAGAAGAUCCCUGUUUAUCCGCGUUAGAAGCGCUCCGGGGCCACCAGCCGCUCUCUGAUAACUUUCGCUUCGUUGUUAUUGAACUCUGGACAUUAUUUUGCGCUGCGUUAGUUUACAAUGAUAUAUAAUGUAGGGAUCCAGCAUUAGAAGAAGAAAAUUGUUUUGUUUUUUUAACAGUUUGAAAGGCAGCCAGUUUGCGGGUUUUUAGUUAAACCUACCAUGUUAUUUAGAUUGUUUGUUCUCCUGCUGUGGGGCGCUGGACAGAUGGCAUCGGCAAAGACGUUCAUUUCCCAACAAGAACCAUCAGAAGACAAAGAAAUAUUUCUAGGGGAGACUGACGCCAAUGUGUUCCUGGGUCGCCACUUGCUGCUCAAUAAGUUUGACUUUGAAAUGUUUGUUCCUGGGAACCUGGAGAGGGAGUGUAUAGAAGAAGUGUGCAACUACGAGGAAGCAAGGGAAGUCUUUGAAGACGAUCGGCAAACAGAUGACUUUUGGAAGGAAUACACAAAAAAUGAGGACAAUCUUACAAGGGUGGAUGUGACCGCACUUCUAGUGGGACUCAUCUGUGCUGGAGUGGUGCUGGUUGUUGUUGGCUUCUUGAUCUGGUAUAUGUGUCAAGCCAAAUGCAAAGGGGACUUCAGUCGUCGUGCAAGCUCCAUCCGUGGACGUCCCAGGAGGAGCAAUGCCUCCCUGAUAAUGCGAAGGUUGGAUGAGGUCUCCAGACAGCCCCCUCCAGGAUCCUCACACACUGUGGAUGUAGAAGACCUUCCUGGACUACCCACAUACGACCAGGCAAUCCGAUUAAAUGGACAGCAUGACUUACCACCUCCUCCCUAUCCCGGCUCGAGACCCGGGAGUAUUCGACGGUAGGAUCUUCAAAGAAACGUUCUCUGACUGAAAAAUUAAAACCUUAAUUUAUAAGUAGCAUCUACAUCAAGAUACUCUAUUUUUACGUGACAGGAUUACAGGUGUCUUUUUAUAUAUAUCCAUCACCUUUAUUAAUCUGUGUUUUUCCCCCAAAGUAGACUUUUUUUUUUUUGUAAGAUUACUAUAUAUGUAAUUCUUUUGUCCUUUAUUUUAAUGUCACCUCUGGCAUUUUCAGUCUUAAAAUGACAGCAACCAAAAAACAGGCAACAUAUUGUUGCAGUCAGGUGAAAACCUUGUUUCUGUAUUUUAUUGUUGUUAGUUUCUUGUAAAAUUAAUCCAUUCUUGGACCCUUUCUGUGGUUUCAUUAAUAAAUAUACAGUUUGCUUUUUUUUGACACUUUCUAAUGGAUAUUUAUAUUCAGAAGGAAAACGCCUUUUCAUUUCCUGAAAAGUAAAAACCUUUAGAGAGGCAAUGUUUUUGUCUGACUUGUGUUGUUCUCUGCUGUGGUUAUUUGAGGUUGAUGUUUGCAUCGUUUUUAGCGUCGUCCACAAUUUUUUUUUUUAGAUGAAUUUAUGACCUGUUGAAGACAUGCCAGAUAUGUUUUUAAACUUCAGGGCGGUUACCAAACUGAUUUUUCUUGUAAAUGAAUUAAAAAUCAAAACAUCACUAUGGUCUAUUAGAUGUUUUUACGAAGAAAACUGUUGCUCUGCUCAAAUUGAAUUAAGUAAGUGUUUCUAAAUAGUUUUCUCUUUUGUUUUUGUUGAUCAUUAUUAUCAUCUUAGUUUUUGGUUCCCCUGUUCUUAAUGUGUGCUUGCCUGAACGUAUAACAUGACAUGUAAUGUAAACCACCCUCCUUUUUUUUGUGAGCUUAAUUAUACAGUUGAAUUUUGUUUGCCGUUUUUUUUUUCUUUAUUUUAUCCAAAGGAUGUAGUAGAUAGUGUGCUCUGAGUUGUUGAAACUCUUUCUUAGAGGAGCAGACAGUGUCUGUAACGGAGUUAAAGAGACAGCUUCUUAUGGAUCACAUACCAAGAAACUCAG